CAUAUUUUUUUUUGUUGAAUGAAACUGACGUAAUUUCACAAACAUAAAUAAAUUAAACAACAAAAAGCUAAAAAAAGUGAAAAGCCAAAAGCAACUUAAAAAACACGUCCAAUUUGCAACUAUUUACUACCUACUUUAGUUUAUAUAAGUUAACAAAUAAAAAGAAGCUCUAUUCUUUUUUAGUUUAAGUUGAUUUUUGUUUUAUAUAUUUUAAUAUUAUAUCAAGCUUUUUACAAGUGAAUUUAUACAAUUUAUUUAUUGCGAAAAAGUCUCUCAUAAAUACUUUCUCAAGUCAACAGCCUCAGCCAGUCAGUGUGACAAAAUUAAUCAUCACACAAACAAUUCCAAUUUACUCCCACAUAAAAGGAGCAAAUGAGCAAAUGAUUUAGUACCUAGUUGUUUUUUAUUCAAUCAUCAUAACAAUAAUAAUAUGUCGACUAAACAACAACAAGUGUUGUUAAAAACGCUUAAAUAAAUGCGACAACGAUCAUAUUCCCUCCAAGUAGAUUUUGUGUCAUAGUCGUCGUCAGUCGUCACAGUUGAGAUACUGUCGCAUUCAGCAAACCAAGCAAGCCAACAACAGCAGGUUGUUUGGUCAAAUAUAAAAAAACAAAAAAUGGAAAACUAUGCAUAGAGGUCACCAACAACUACACAAAACACUGCUCCCCUUUUCAUACGCUUGAGUCGGCAGCAGUGUGUGCCACUGUCACUGUCUCCAUCUCCUCUGUACUCCGUCGUUGUCGUCACCUCAAUGAAAAUGCUAAUCGAAAUCAAACAGCUACAAAAACAAAGCAAAAGCAACCACUUUUAUUACGCCCGCCCUCCAUGCGAAUUCAAAUCUAAUUCAUCGGUGAGAUAGAACAAACGCAAAAACGACUACGAUCGACGACACGACCAAAGAAUCAAAAAGACCCCCAACGAGAGCGCCGCGCCGUGCCAUUUAAAGCAACUUACUAGAACAACAAAUAUAAACUCACUCGUAGUAGCGCUAGCGUUUUUUAAUCAGUCAGUUUUCGCAGUUCAAAGAGUGCCAAAUGUUCAUUGUAAAUGGUCGGUCGGUCAUUCUAUGUGGUGGCGGUGCGAGAUUUUAGAACUAAUCAUCGGCGAAAAAAGCAAAAGCCCCAAAAAAGAGAAGAGUAACCUUUUUGAAGCAAUAAAUCCCAUUCCGGUUUCCGUUCACAAUUUCGGUAGAAAGGACGGCCGGUGAAUUAUAAAAAAAAAGUCAAGUCUUACUUGAAAGACUUGUUUGACCUGUUGUCGUUGCCGGUUAAAAACCUCGUCAUCAUCAGAAUAUCAUUAAACAACUUGUAUCUCUACUCCUCCAUUUGUAUUAUGUUGCCAAUGCCAUCAUUGCCAAAGUGAAUAUAUUUCACCUCGUCAUCGGUCGUCGGUCGUUUCUCGUUAGCCUACACAAAAUUUGCUGCUGAAAGACUCGAAAAGAAAGUUGACCGGUUGACCUGACUGCAGCCACCAAGAGCAACAAACAUCAUCACACUCAAAAUAUAAAAAUUGGUUUUGUUGUGUAGAGCUUUAACGCAUUUUAGACCAAAAAAAUGUAUUCUCCUGUGAGCACACACGACAGCUACCCCGAUUAUCCCGAGUCUGAAAUGGAUGAUCGUGAUAGUCUUUAUUUUGAUACCAUCUCUUUGGCUGGAUCCGAAGCGGCAAACAAUCGACGAUCACUUUCUCAGUCUCGCAUGACCAUUUACCAUUCAGCCGUGGAUUUAGCAUACGAUGGAACUCCCAAACGUAACAGUCGUGGUUUGGAUAAAAAUGGAUUAGCUAACUAUCGUAAUUCGGCAGCAGCGGCGUUGACCACCGCAAUAGGAAAUGGUGAUGGCAGUAAUACAUACAUGGAUCAAAGCAACAUUGCUGCCAACAAUAAUGGACUAAACGAUGAGGUCUCUAGCCGACUUAUCCCUAGUAGUUCUUGUAAUAAAGAUAAGAAAUUGCCAAUUACGUACUCCCAGUGGAAGUUUAGGACAAGAAGACGAUUUCAGGAUGGCGAACGUAGUGUUGACUUUGUAUUGGCCUUUAAUGGUGACGAUACGAGUACAGAUAAUGAAAUCAAAAGAAAUAUAUUCGAAACGAAUCUGGAAAAGGAAGGUCUCCAAUUGGAAAGGGACAAAACGCAAAGGAUACACUUUGUUAAAGUACAUGCACCUUUAGAAGUUUUAAGUCGUUAUAGUGAAAUACUUAAAAUUAAACUGCCAAUGAAAUGGCUGAAAGGACAAUCCGAAGUGACUGACCAUAGUUUUCAACUCAUGGAAACGAUAAAAAGCCUUUUCGGUUGGUGUUGUACGUCUGUAGAAUUAGAUACAUCAAAAUUCCCGCCACGAGAACAAAGGAUAUAUUGUGAAUUUUCUAGGAAUUAUCUUCAUUUGUUUGACUGGGAAAGACCAAAUUUUUUUGAUGCCACUGUUAGGAAUUCUAUAAUAAAUUUCAUCCUUGAACGACAACAUUUUGUUGAAGGCGAAGAGACUCCAGAUAAUCUAGGUAUUGAAAAACUGAUAGCAGAUAGAGUGUACGAUGCAGCAUAUCCGCUUCAUGAUGACAAUGAUAAAGACCUCCUUUUAAGUGAAUGGGCAACUGUUCGGAAAUGGAUGGAUCAUCAACCUUUGGAUAGUGUGAGAGAAUAUUUUGGACCUAAAGUUGCCUUAUACUACGCUUGGCUAGGAUUCUAUACACACAUGCUUAUACCAGUGAGUAUUAUUGGUAUUCUAUGUUUUGUUUAUGGAUUUGCAACUUGGAGUUCCGAUACUAUUAGUAAUGAGAUUUGUUCUGCAAACAAAACUACAUUGAUGUGCCCACAGUGUGAUAAACGAUGUGAUUACUGGAAACUACAGGAUACUUGUAAUUCAUCAAAAAUGAAUUAUCUAAUAGAUAACAAUGUAACUGUGGUGUUUGCCUUUGUUAUGUCAGUGUGGGCGGUUCUUUACCUUGAGCUAUGGAAGCGUUAUUCAACUCGCUUGAUGCACCAAUGGGGAUUAAUAGGAUUCAGUCAAGAAAUCGAACAUCCACGUCCACAAUAUUUGGCAAAAUUGAGAAGGGCGCGUUUGACAAAACUGAAAAUGAUCAAUAAUGUUCUCGAACCGGAUGUGCCUUUUUGGAGAACAAAAUUUCUAUCAGAUCUCACCAGCUAUUCAAUUAUGAUUCUUUUUAUUUGCGUAUCGAUAAUAGCAUUUUUCUCAUUAAUCGUUUAUCGAAUGGCCCAACGUGCCUCACACAGUAUUUUAGGAAAUGAAGACACAGCCACUUAUAAAAUAAUGGUCCUACCACUUACUGCUGGUAUCAUCGAUCUAACUGUCAUCUCAUUACUCGAUUAUGCGUACUCGUAUCUUGCGAUAUUUCUAACUAAUCUAGAAUAUCGUCGCACACAAACGGAAUAUGACGAAAGUCUGACAAUCAAAAAUUAUGUAUUCCAAUUCGUCAACUACUACACAUCACUUUUCUAUAUUGCCUUUUUGAAAGGCAAAUUUGUUGGCUAUCCCAAAAAAUACAAUCGAAUAUUUGGAUUCAGACAGGAAGAAUGUGCUCCUGGAGGAUGUCUGAUGGAAUUAUGCAUGCAAUUAGUUAUUAUUAUGGUGGGCAAACAGGCUGUGAAUGCUAUUAUUGAAAUGCUCAUUCCUUAUGCUAUGAAUGCUUAUAAGAAGCUUCAAACAAGUUUUGGGGUGAAGCGAAGGCGCAGUGAGGAGAAAUUGAUUGCUUGUAAUCAAUGGACUGAAGAUUAUCAUCUGAUGCCAUGGACGCACAGUUCUUUGUACUUUGAGUACUUGGAAAUGGUUCUUCAAUUUGGCUUCAUUACACUUUUUGGUCUGGCUUUUCCACUUGCCCCACUUCUAGCUCUUAUUAACAAUGUGAUAGAAAUGCGUUUGGAUGCAUUCAAAAUGUUAAAAUUCUUCAAAAGGCCAGUUGCACAGAGAGUUCGAAAUAUCGGAGUGUGGUAUAAUAUAAUGUCGAUUAUAAGUAAAAUCGCUGUAGCAUCAAGUGCAAUGAUUAUAGCAUUUUCUACGAAUUUAAUACCAAAAUUAGUUUAUAAAGUAACAACCCAUGACAAUUCAUUAGAGGGAUAUUUAAAUUUCACUUUAGCUCAUUUUAACACGGAAGAUUUUCAGAUACAACCUGAAACUAGUCUUUUUGGCAAUGUUACCACCUGCCGAUAUACAGAAUUUAGAAAUCCUCCAUGGAGCGAUGAACCUUAUAAGAGACCAUUGAUUUAUUGGAGGAUAUUGGCAGCAAGAUUGGCGUUUAUUGUAGUAUUUCAGAAUAUAGUUGGAAUGAUCCAAGCGUUAGUCGCCUGGUCAAUUCCAGAUGUACCCGGCAAACUGCGAAAACAAAUCAAACGCGAAGACUUCCUUUUGCGUGAGAACAUUAUUGAAUAUGAGAAAAAAAUUGCCGCUGAAUUGGCAUCUCAAGCACGCAACAGCCAAUUGCCUUCAGAUAAAAAUACAACGCCAUUAUUAAAUCAACGUAAGAAUUCUUUGGACACUGAUGUACUAAGGCGACGCCACAACAAUGCAAAUGAUGACAACAAUGACGAUCAAACAACAUCGGUCUAGUUUUAGUUCAUAAAAAAAAAAUAAUAAAUAAUAAAUCAAUUGCAUUUAUCUGCUUAAAAUUCCUCGUUUAAAAUAAAACAAAAAAAUUCAUAAAAUUUUAACAAAAAAGAAAAAAAAACAACAAUUAAUUUUAAGUAGGUACUUAAAUAAAUUAUAUAAAACAAAUUGUAUAUAUAAAAGUGCUCAACAAAGCUUUAUACGUAGAAUGAAUUAUUGUACAAUUUCAAAAAUGAUGGAUUAAGCUUUAAAAAGAAAAAAAAAAUAUUGUUAUAAAGUAAAGAUAAACUAUUUAAUACAUUAUAUAGUUAAAUACUCAAAAAAACUGCCUUUAUUUACAGAUUUGUUAUAAAAUAACGUUUUUUUUGUCACUUGUUCACAAAAAAAGUUCUGUUAAACUUGUAAUAUUUUUUAACAAUUUUUUAUACAUAAAAGAAAAAUAUGACAGAACAAUAACAACUUCAGUU
Messenger RNA from Episyrphus balteatus (marmalade hoverfly), 5023 nucleotides. Its product is annotated as anoctamin-1. Lineage: Eukaryota; Metazoa; Arthropoda; Insecta; Diptera; Syrphidae. The transcript is spliced from 16 exons. Bases 1554 to 4559 code for a protein of 1001 amino acids. Gene Ontology annotation, molecular function: chloride channel activity; protein dimerization activity. Gene Ontology annotation, cellular component: plasma membrane. The record is from RefSeq and is a predicted model, not a curated record. Gene Ontology annotation, biological process: chloride transmembrane transport.